Molecule: messenger RNA, 3766 nt
Organism: Rhopalosiphum padi (bird cherry-oat aphid)
Lineage: Eukaryota; Metazoa; Arthropoda; Insecta; Hemiptera; Aphididae
Product: netrin-B-like
Exons: 7
Coding region: 526-2610 (694 amino acids)
Molecular function (GO): protein binding
Source: RefSeq, a predicted model, not a curated record
AUCGCGGCAGUCAGUCAGUCUCCGGUCCCGUGUAUCACCGUCGUGGUCCGCGCGCGUGCAACGAGAACACAAGCAGAACGGCCGUGUACAAUAUUAUAAUAUACCGCAGUGCAUGUGCGUGCGUGCGUACAACAGUGUUUCGAGUGUGUGCAUCGCGAUUUAUAUACCGCCGCCGCCGCCGCCGCCGCCGCCGCUCUUCGUAUAAUAUUAACGUAUACGAUUGACUAUAUAUUAUUAUCAUAUAUAGUGCACGUAAAUUAUACUACCUACUUAUAACCACCACGGCCACCCCGUGCGCGGGGGGAAUGUACGGCUGGCGUCCGGCCAACUGCGCGUAAAAAUACGUAAAAUAUAAUAAUAUCUACAGACAGUAUAAUAACGAUAUAUCGGUUAAAUGGGCUGUGCUCUUCGGGUGUCCCGCUGAAUUCGCGAGUAUAUAGUCUCCGUCACUACACGACAACACCGACAGCGUUGUAUACGCGCGCGCGAGAGAGAGGAACGCCGCGAGAAACGAAUAAAAAUCACAUGGCGAUGAUGGUGUGCGUCGCCGUCGUCGCGUGUCUCGCGAUCGUCUCGUGGUCGCCCGCCGCCGCCGCCGACCAGUCGGACGCGUCGACGGACCUGUGCUACGACGGCGACCGGGCCCGCCGGUGCGUGCCCGACUUCGUCAACGCCGCUUACGGCGGUCACGUGGAGGCGACCAGCACGUGCGGCGUCAACGGCCCCGAGCGGUACUGCGAGCCGGGCCCCACGUCCCAGGGCGUCUGUCACACGUGCGACGACUCGCAGCCCAAGCGCCGCCACCCGGCCGCCCACCUGACCGACCCGAACAACCCGUACAACGCCACGUGCUGGCGGUCCGAGACGCUGUCCGCGCAACCGGUGGACCCGGCGUCCGCCCUGCCGCCGCCCGACAACGUGACGCUCACCCUGUCGCUGGGCAAGAAGUACGAGCUGACGUACGUCAACCUGCAGUUCUGCCCGAAAGCGGCCAAACCGGACUCGAUUGCCAUUUACAAGAGCAUGGACUACGGCAAGACGUGGCAACCGUUCCAGUUCUACUCGGGACAGUGCCGCAAGGUGUACGGCCGCCCCAACCGGAUGGUCAUCACCAAGGCCAACGAGCAGGAGGCCCUGUGCACCGACUCGCACCGGUUCAACGGGGCCGGGUCGUCGGCGUCGCGGGUCGCGUUCAGCACGCUCGAGGGCCGGCCCAGCGCCAUCGACUUCGACAACAGCCCCGUCCUCCAGGACUGGGUGACGGCCACCGACCUGAAGAUAAUAUUCAACCGGUUGCACUUCCCGUCCGCGCCACCGGACUCGGCCGCCGCCGCCGCCGCCGCCGGCAGCACCACCACCAGCACCACCACCAGCACGGCGUCCAGCCUCGCCGGCGCCGAAACGGACCAGAAAUCGGAUUCGGACGAACCGCUGAAAGGCAACAAGACGGGCGCCGAUUUGCUCAUGCUGAACCCGGACCAGGAGUUGCAGGGACACGAACCCGAGAAGACCACCGUGGCCGCGCCGGUGACGACCGCGUCGUCGUCCGCCGCCGGCCGCACGUACCACUAUGCGGUGUCCGACUUGUCCGUGGGCGGCCGGUGCAAGUGCAACGGACACGCGUCCAAGUGCAUACCGUCGGGCCCCGGGGGUGCGCUGGUAUGCGAUUGCAAGCACAACACCGCUGGACGAGACUGCGAACGGUGCAAGCCAUUCCAUUUCGACAGGCCCUGGGCCAGGGCUACUGUUCGCGAUCCCAACGAAUGUAAACCUUGUAACUGCAACGAACAUGCAAAACGAUGUCGCUUCGACAUGGAGCUGUACAAACUGUCGGGUCGGGUGAGCGGUGGCGUGUGCCUCAAGUGUAGACACUUCACGGCCGGCAGAUACUGUCAUUACUGCAAGGAGGGAUACUACAGGGAUCCUACUAAGCCCAUAACACAUCGAAAGGCUUGUAAAGCGUGCAACUGUCAUCCAGUUGGUGCAUCCGGUAAAACAUGCAACCAUACUACUGGCCAAUGCCCAUGCAAAGACGGUGUGACUGGGAUAACAUGCGACAGAUGCGCUAAAGGAUACCAGCAAAGUAGAUCGCAGAUCGCUCCAUGCAUAAAAUUACCGUCAAAGAUUUUCGUGAAUCAAAUGUCAUCGGAUGCUCGAGCAGCUGGAAAUGAAGGAGGUGAUGAAGGAGAUUAUGAUGAAGAUGACGAGGAUAACCAUCACGAUCAAUGCGGCAAGUGUCGAUCCGGAACCAGGAGACUGAAUUUGAACAAGUACUGCCAUAGAGAUUACGCGAUAUUGGGCAAAAUGUCGGAACCGAUAGUGUCUAAAAACUGGGCCAAGUUCACGAUGAACGUACAGUCAGUGUACAAGCGCGGCCAGGCGUCGAGACUUCGCAGGGGACCGACCACGUUCUGGAUACACGACAAUGACCUGAAGUGCAAGUGUCCCAAGAUCAAACCCGGAAGACUUUACCUGAUUCUUGGCAAGGAAAACGACGGCGAACGGCGCGACGGAUUGGUGUUGACGCAGAGGUCGAUAGUGAUCGAGUGGCGAGAAGAGUGGCACAACCGCAUGCGGCGGUUCCAGAAACGAGCACAACACUGCGAUUAAAAAAAAAAAGAAGAAAAACGUCACUAAAAAUUACAAUAUAUACCCUCAGAGUGAAAUCACCUUUAAGAUAUAUGUAUAUAUAUAUCACAUACCAGAACCACCAUCGUCAUCCCCCGCCGCCACCACCACUGCUACAGCGCCAACUUUUUUGUUCCCUCCAGGCUUCUAUGAUAAUAAUAUAUACGAUACGAGUCUCCCCUUAUUAUACAUGAUUCUUUUCGUCCUUAUUUUAAUAUUAGAUAGGUAGGUACGUAGGUAGGAUACUCUUCAUCCGUAAUAUAUUAUUAUUAUUAUAAUGUAUACAACCGAAUAUUUAUUAUUUCUAUGUAGACGUUAAUCGUUUUAAUUCGUCGACGUGUGGUGUAAUGUCAUGUGUGUGCGUGUAUAUUGUUUGAGUAUUAUAUAGAGAGAACGCACGGCGUAACCGGUAGAUACAUACAUAUUAUACUAUGGCCACUUAUCUAUCCUCCAUUAACAAAGUUAUGUUAAACAUUAAAUUUAAUAUUCAAAAUAUUACCGAUACUGCUAUCCUGUACCUACGUGUAUUUUAUAACUCUUAAGUCAUUAGGUUAGCGUCGAGUACGUUUUUCGUUUAUUCGUAUAAAUACAAUAAUAAUUAUAAUUGAACAUUUUUAUUAUAUACCUAUAUAUUAUAAAUGUUUAAAACAUAUAAUAUUUAAUAAUAAGUACUCUUAGCGCGUUCGCAUACACAUUUAUAUAAGCAUAUUAUAGCAGUAAUAAACAAUUCCAUUAUAUUAUCAUUAUUAUUACUAUACGAUAGUAUUUUAUAAACUAUUUAAUAAUAUUAAUUAUUAUCUACAACCAAGUGUUCUAGAAUGAAUCAACUAUCCCUCUUCCCUUUGCGUACAAUAAAUGUAGGCAAGCUGCUAUGGAUAUAUUUUUAGUGACCUAUCAGCUAUCACAUUGGAAUAGGAUGAACGUCGUACACGAAUCGUGCAUUGCAGCGGCGUCGCUUAUUUUGGUCGGUAUCAGUCCAUAUAUCGCAUAGUUCACUGAUAAAUACCUAAAUCAAAAAAUCUUUAGUCAUCUCAUUAGAAUUUUUGAUGUUCAAAUUAAUACAUAGUAGGUAUAUAAAAUAUUUAUAUAAUACGUGUAUGCCAUAAUAUUGUCAUAUAAUAUAUUAUACUACAUUAUA